Coccomyxa subellipsoidea C-169 is the source of this 1830-nucleotide messenger RNA. RefSeq names its product APG9-domain-containing protein. The transcript has 11 exons. Gene Ontology annotation, cellular component: autophagosome; phagophore assembly site. The record is from RefSeq and is a predicted model, not a curated record. NCBI's taxonomy places the organism in Eukaryota, Viridiplantae, Chlorophyta, Trebouxiophyceae, Coccomyxaceae. Gene Ontology annotation, biological process: autophagy of mitochondrion; protein localization to phagophore assembly site. The coding region runs from base 1 to 1830 and encodes 609 amino acids.
AUGGAAUUCGCAUAUGACCCGCUCCCAAGGUAUUAUGAGGAGAAGGGGUUUGAGGUCAUCCUGGUGUCGCGAGUGCUCAACCUGUUGGCACUGGCAUUCACCAUCGCCUUCUCCGCCUUCCUGCUGCUGUUUGUCAAAUGGCAUGCGCUUCGCAGCGAGUGCAUUCUGAAGGACACCUGCGACAUCUCCGAGGUGGUGUUUGAUCCGCACCCGCUGAAGGACGGGUUCACGGUGUGGAACACGCUGCGGGUGAUGUACGUGGCCAUAUUUGCCGUGUACUGGCUGUACAACCUGGCGCACCUCUUUGUGGACCUGCGCGAAGCCGCGGUCAUUUCCCACUUCACUCGCCACCGCCUGGGCCUCUCCGCGCGCCAGCUCAAAACCGUCACCUGGCCCGAGGUCGCGCGCCGCAUCGUCGACGUCCAGAAGCAGACGAGGCUGUGCAUCACCAGGGACCUGACGGAGAAGGACGUGGUCAGCCGGAUCAUGCGCAAGGAGAACUACUUGAUCGGCAUGCUCAACAAGGGUGUGCUGGCGCUGAAUGUGACCAUUCCUGGGCUGGGCAAGCGCUUCAUGCUGACCAAAACGCUGGAAUGGAAUCUGCAUUGGUGCAUCCUGGACGCCAUGCUGGACGAUAACUUCUGCAUCAAGGAGGACUUCAAGCACGACGCCCCCAAGCUGCAGCGCCGCUUCAGGCGUGUGGCGGUGGCGAAUUUGCUGCUGGCGCCGUUCCUGCUGAUGUUCCUGCUAAUCUACUUCUUCAUGCGCAACGCCGAGAAGUUCUACCACCAGCCGUCCUCCGCUGGCGCGCGCCGCUGGUCCUCCCUGGCUGCCUGGCGCCUGCGCGAGUUCAAUGAGCUCCCCCACUACCUCAACCACAGGCUGAAUGCCAGCCACAAGGCAGCGGAGAAGUACAUCCAGCAAUUCCCGUCGCCCGUGCUGAGUCACAUGGCCAAGUUUGUGGCGUUCCUGGCGGGCUCCUUUGCAGCGCUGCUGCUGUUCAUGGCGCUGGUGGACGACACUCUGCUGGAGCGCCACCUCUUCGGCCGCAACCUCGUGUGGUGGGCGGCCACGCUGGGCAUAGUUCUGGCGGUGAGCCGGGCGUUCAUAGCAGAGGCGGGGGUGGCCUUUGAGCCGGAGCUGGCUCUGCUGGAGGUGGUGGCGCACACGCACUGGCUGCCCCGCCACUGGCGCGGCCGCGCGCACACCCAGGAGGUGCAGCAGCAAUUCCAGGAGCUCUUCCAGUUCAAGGCGCUGCUGUUCCUGGAGGAGAUGGCGAGCAUCGUACUGACGCCGUUCGUGCUCUAUUUCUCGCUGCCCAAGUGCGCGCCCGCCAUCCUGGCCUUUGUGCGCGACUUCUCCGUGCACGUGCCGGGCGUCGGAGACAUCUGCUCCCUUGGUGCCUUUGACUUCGAGCGCCACGGCAACUCCAAAUACGGCUCCCCCUCCCAGGCCCCCAAGGCAGCCCGCAGCCGGCAGGGCAAGAUGGAGAAGAGCUUCCUCAGCUUUGCUGCCACGUACCCCACCUGGGAGCCCGACUCGGCGGCCAAGCAGAUGCUGCUAUCUCUGGGGCAGGCGCCGCCGCUGCGCAACGGCCUCAACGCCUCAGAAACCGACUACCAGCCCAUGCACUCCGCAAUUGCCGCCUCGCUCUUCCCUGGCGCUCCCAGGUAUCCGGCAUACCACAACAUCUCGCCCUACAGCGUCGCGGCCGCGAGCAGCGUGCACCGCCUGGCACUGAGAACCGCGCCAGGCGCUGCCAGCAUGCAGAACAGCAUCUUUGGAUCUGCUGAGAUCACCGCUGGAGCCGCCAGCGCCGCCGGCAGGUGA